Tigriopus californicus is the source of this 4414-nucleotide messenger RNA. RefSeq names its product toll-like receptor 9. Bases 1396 to 3795 code for a protein of 799 amino acids. Gene Ontology annotation, molecular function: protein binding. The transcript is spliced from 3 exons. NCBI's taxonomy places the organism in Eukaryota, Metazoa, Arthropoda, Copepoda, Harpacticoida, Harpacticidae. The record is from RefSeq and is a predicted model, not a curated record.
GAUCACCGAACUCGGAGUCAGUCGCGAAAAGUGAAGGCAGACAAAAACGGUGGGAACAAGAUGCGAAAACAAGUUCUGACUGGUGUUUGUUAGAGAUUGACUCGACCCGGUUUGUGGCAGUGCUUGAUGAUUUAUCGGCGUGACUGAUGAGAGAGGGUCAAGCCUCAUUGGAAGUUGGAACAAGAUGUGUACUCACUUGAUUCGGUAGUCAAAAGUCCGAACACAUGUGUUGCACGUCCACCAAGUGAGACUCAAUUUGGAUGAUCAUCAGUUUGGUGGUGAGAAACGAACGAGUUCUCAACCAUUGUCACAAAGGAAUUGGCGAGUCGUUUUCAAUUUGCUCGAGUUUGGCUGACAGUUGGACCGGUGUCUAAAAGUGGGAAAACUCGAAAACUGGAAAGGGGCGGGACCGUGCUCGUCAACACCAUAAAGCAAGCCACCAACAGAAUGAAAUGCUGAAGAAGGAAACAGAAGUGGUGAUCCGUGGAAGUUUUGGCGGCCAAACCACUCUGAUCCACCGAGUUCCAUGGAAUAAGAGAAUGGGCGGAGCCCUCUUGGCAGUGACAGUAUUUCCCCCAAAAUUGGAAAUGGAACAAUGGAGUGGCAAAAAAUUAACACAUCAAGUGCAGAGUGUGCGGGCAUGAUAAUCGACGGCCAGAAAAAAGAGUCUGUGGAAAAAGAUAACAAAGGCUGCCAACAGCCAAGGCCAGUCAGUGAAAGUGGGAAAAGUGGGAAAACACAUCAGGUUGACAGACGAACACAAACCUUUUGUGUUUCUGUCAUUCUUGAGUGACUGACAAUUUCGAGGAUGCCAGAGCAUUCGCAGUAAGCCCACAUAAGCCUCGUUGUGCCCAUUUCUGCAACCAAAUUGGAGUCGAAGCGGCGAAAAAGAAGAAAUGAAAGUGAAUUGACAGAGAGAUUGGGUCUCAGGUGCCGAAUCGCCUCGAAACACAGAUAAGUUUUAAGCCUCCGCCGCACAUUUCUCCCUUGGGAGAACGAGGAGGCCUGCUUAGCUAUCUGGGUAGGUAGGUCGCUGGACGUAAUCGUGGAAGUGUCUUCUUCUCUUAUCAUCUCCUGUGUCCAUUGUCAAAGUUCUUGGCUCACAAAAAUACUCUCGACAAAGUGGUGGAGGGAGAAAGGAGCAGGGAGGCCUCUUUUUCCGACUUGAAAAUGAUCUCCGAGAGGCCGAAACGUCAGAGAGGUCAUCAUCAUCAUCCUCAUCUUGAUCUGCUGCAUCCAGUUGAGAGGCCCUCAUCCUCAAAAAGGGCAACAUUGCAAGGACCACGACGACCAUCCUUUACUUUAGCCUGAGCCAACGACCAAUAGGCGAACAAGGAGGAAAAGAGAAAGAAAACAAGAAAGAGAGGCAAAGUUUUCCCCUUUAGAUCGAACAAUAUGAUGAGGAUCAUGGCCCACCAGCCUCGGCGUGGUUCCCUUUCAACCUCGACCACCCGAGUGGUCAUCUCCACCCUAUUGUUCCUCGUGGUGGUGAAACUGGAACAAAGUUUCGUCUCGGGUCUCUGUCCGUCGCAAUGCGAGUGCAACGAUGAGCUCCUCACCGCCGUCUGUUCCAUGGCCAACCUAAGCGUGGUUCCCAUUUUCCUGAACCCCAGCAUCAAGAGCUUGGACGCAAGCCGAAAUAAGGUUCACAAACUGGAGGAGAUUCUUAAUGUUUACAAGGACUUGGAACGACUCGACCUGUCACGAAACCAGUUCAAACACAUCGGACGUCAAAAGUUUGUGGAUCAAGUACGCCUCCAGAGCCUGAAUUUGAGCAACAACUUCCUGACCAGCCUUCACGGUAAUGCGUUCCAAGGUCCGAGUGCUCUUCACGUGCUCGAUUUGAGCCACAACAUUUUGACCAGUUUGGUGAAUCAGACCUUUGAUGGGUUGGACUCGUUGCUGGAGCUGCGACUUCAUCACAACCAGUUACGCACCAUCGAGUGGGGGGCCUUCCAAGGUCUCCAAAGGCUGAGGGUGAUUCAUUUGGAACACAACCAACUGCAGAGCAUGCGGCCCGAGUGGUUGUCCCCCAUGGAGAGUUUACGUUUUUUAUACGGCGCCCACAACGUGCUAACAGAAUUACCUGAUGAUGCUUUUAAGUCGUUGACAGCUUUGAGAGUGAUUACGUUCCGUGAGAAUAGGUUGUCGUCGAGCAACAUCAGUCAAUACGCCUUCCGAGGCUGUCGAGGUGUGGACACUCUCGACCUUUCCUACAAUUUGUUACACUCCGUGCCCAAUGGCGCUCUCUCACAAUUGCCUAAACUCAAUCAUUUGGACUUGUCAGGCAAUCCAGUGGGCAGCUUGGAUCGAACCUCCUUUCAGAGUCUAUUUGAGCUCGAGGUCUUGCAUCUGAACAACAUGAGUCAGCUGGAAACCUUGAGUGGACAUGCCUUCAUUGACAACAUGAAGUUAAGGGAGCUCCAGAUGGAGAACAACUCCCGAUUGGCCCCUCUUCCUUGGGGAGUGUUUGCCACGAAUGCCCUACUUCAAACCUAUAGCGUGAGGCACAACAGUUGGGCCACUCUGUCUCCUUAUCAAAUCCCCCAGCCUUCACUCAAAUCACUCUUUCUCGAAGGGCUUCCAUUGCACUGCAAUUGUUCGGUCACGUGGCUCUGGGAGAUCUAUCAGCGCGGCAUUGCCAACACAUCCUUGUCAGCCUCGUCGUCCUCGUCGUCCUCGUCGACGUCCUCGAUUUACGUCGACCAGGUUCGAUGCUCAUGGAUAUCGGGGAGCCCUGCUAAUGGGCAAAAAGGUGGUCAAGUGGGCGACCCACUUUCUCAAAUGACCAUAGAUCAGUUGGUCUGUGCGGAUUGGACGCAAAUCCUGAUCAUUAUCUCCCUCUCCAUCAUUGUGACUGUGCUUGUGUUGGUGAUUGCGGCCGUGGUCAUCUACAAAUUCCGACAAUACCGAAUGGAGAGCAAGUACGGAGGGGCGAUGCUGCACAUCAAGGAUGAUACCAUGAUCUACAAAGCCGCCCUUCACUCCUCCAGCGGCAGUUAUGCCUCCUCCAAUGAGCCCACCUACAAGGCUGUGAGUGCCGUGGGAUUCAGUCCCACUGGCCAUCAUCCACCACCACCACCACGCACUAAUGAACAACUUCCACCGGGCCUCGAGCCAUUCUAUGAGGUGCCCAAGUAUGCUAAUCCCCACGAGGAGGCGUUCAACGAAUCCAAAUUCACCGCCAAUGGUGGCGGCGGUGGCUUGGUGGGCACCGAGCUUUGGGAGCCGGACUAUUUCACCAGCCCCGGCCACUGCUACACCAAUCCGAGACUAAUGACGAUGAUGCACAACUCAAGCCCCCCAUCCAGGGGCAAUGGGGCCCAAAGUGCAACGCCGAGUGCCUCAGGCUACUCGGUCUCGAAUCAGUUCCAAAGUUAUCAUGGAAGUCCACAGAGUACUUCCACCGGGGUCAGCAGUAUGGGUAGUAGUUCGAAUGCCAGUAGCACGGCCAGCUCCCAUGGGUCCAAGCCCAUGUUCUACUCACCCACGGCACGUUUGCACAAUCAAAACAACCACACAUUGGCUCAUCAUCCUCAGCGGCACUCACCCAUGAAAUUCUUCUCGGGCAACACUUAUCACCCGAAUCAAUCGGCGGGCACCAAUGCCAACCCGAGUUCCACUUCCACGCCACUCGUGGGCUCAUCGCCGGCCAAAAUGAUGCCCUUCCAGCCGAGCAAUCGCAAUGCCUCCCCCGUCAAAAAUCCCAAUCACACACCACUGGCCUCGGCUAAGCGGUCGACUCUGAAUCGAUCCAACCCUAGUGGACAAUUUCAGCAGAACUUCUACGUGUGAUUGGAUAUGUGGCUUUUAUCAUCGUGUGAUCAACACUGUCAUCGCAAUCCACGGUGGUUAAUCCGCAUGUCGAUAUUUCUCCCCUAUUCCGUCGUGGCCAGUUGCCACUGGAACCCAUCCACAAGAGUGAAUGUGGUGGAUGGAGGGUGCAAAAUGCUAAAUUGGGGGAUAAGCUGCUCGUAUUUAUUGAUAGGGGAGCAAUUCGACAACGCGGCGGUCGAGAAGGCUGAAGGAGAAGAGAGGUCAUGUUUGCUUUAGCUUCUGCUUUAGCUUCUGCCUCCAUGUCAUCUUGGUUGGUUCCAUUCACUCAGGAGCAGAAGAUGGGAGAACGGGAGCGAGUGGCGAAUAAAUGCGAUGCAAUUCCAAUCUCCUCUCCGUCUUGAGAGAAUUUGGCAGAACAAAAAGCGGAAAACAGGUCAAAUCGUCACAACCAGAAAGAGGCUCAAGGCACGAACGAGCGAGAACGAAAGAGCGAUGGAGGCCGUCAUGAUGAAAACAGCUCAACACGACGAUGAGGCCAGGAAAACGAAAUCGACUAGGGAGUGGAAAAACACAGCAAGAGAGCUCUUUUUCUCCCCAUGGAGAGGAAAACGAGAAUUAUUGGCCAAACCAUCAUAAU